AUGAUUAUCACAAUCUCAAAGGUGAUACGCACACUUCAUCCAUAUUAUCGUCUUCGUCCUGAUCAGUGGGGUUGGCAGAAUUCGAUACGACAUAAUUUGAGCCUUCACGAUUGCUUCGUUAAAUUGCCUCUGAAACAAACUUCGGCGAGUGGUGUCGUUGGUCAUUUCUGGACAGUAGUUCCUGAACUUGGCGAUAAACAAACAUUACGAAGGCGGAACAGAGCGGCGGCUCGAGCUGCAAAUCGUUCUACUGGUGUUGGAUCAUUGGCUGGCCGGCGAACAUCUGGUAUUGAAGGCGAAUUCAAUGGAAUGCAUCCAGGUGGCAGUGUUGGAUCAGAUACGAAUCUAAGCGAUCACAGUGCCAGUACAAGUCCUGUCAAUUCGGCUGCUGGUUCACCACUUGGAAUUGAUCAAUUAGCUGCAUUAAGCGAUCAGUCUCAGACAUCCGUUUUUAAGCCAAUGCCAUCAUAUAUGAAUCCUGUAAAUGUAGUAGGAAAAUCUUCAUCUGCACCUGCAGUAUCUAAUAAUCAUACGUCGAAGGCCCACGUCAGUCUUUCAAAUUCGAUAUUUAAUCCUUCGUUCACGUUGGAGUCGGUCGUUAAUAGUGAUGAGUAUAAGCUGUAUAUGCAGCAACUUCUAAAUGCUUAUAUGUAUCAACAAGGACUCAUGACAUCGUUACAUCAACUUUCCGAGCUAGCCAAUCAUCUAAGUCCGACGAUAAGCACGAUUCCAAAUUCUUUAUUUGGAAACAAAUAUCCUUUCCUCAAUGGUUUCCUCACUGAUCCUACGAUAUUAGCGAACAAUUUGCCAGCAGUCAGUAGUGCAACUGCAACUGCUAUUAAAGCUGCUGCAUUUGGAUUUCCACCAACAUAUCUUCCAUCUGUACUUUCGAGUCUUGCAUCAUUGCCAUCAUCGGAAGCGUCAUCGAAUUUGAAAGUACCAUCAUCAGGUGUAAGUACGAGUUCAACGCUAAAUACUUUACAAUUACCUGUAAAAAAUGAAUCAUUCAUGCUGUAA
This is a messenger RNA of Dracunculus medinensis (Guinea worm), 1017 nucleotides long. NCBI's taxonomy places the organism in Eukaryota, Metazoa, Nematoda, Chromadorea, Rhabditida, Dracunculidae. The record is from the annotation of a GenBank genome assembly.